Messenger RNA from Cyprinus carpio (common carp), 2120 nucleotides. RefSeq names its product lysophosphatidic acid receptor 1 (gene lpar1). Lineage: Eukaryota; Metazoa; Chordata; Actinopteri; Cypriniformes; Cyprinidae. Gene Ontology annotation, cellular component: membrane. Gene Ontology annotation, molecular function: lysophosphatidic acid receptor activity. Gene Ontology annotation, biological process: neurogenesis; phospholipase C-activating G protein-coupled receptor signaling pathway. The record is from RefSeq and is a predicted model, not a curated record.
UGUUGCCGCGGAGUCUCAGUGCUGCAGUUGUUCUCUGAGUAACGGGACAGACGUGAAUUAUUCUAGCUCACAUCCGCGCAACAGCGAGGAAAUAAAAUGAAUAUUUCAAACAGCCGUGGACUAAACAGCGCUAAACUACAAUCGAGCCAUCUCUCCUAACCAGACCUGUGUUUUUAGAGCUUUGUUCUUACUUUUUUGAGGAGUUACGAGUGAGUUUUGGAAUAACUUUGUUGGAUUUCACUGUCACUACUGCAAAAAGAUAACCUUUCAGGAUGGAUGACGGACAAUGCUACUACAAUGAAACCAUAGCCUUUUUUUACAAUCGUAGUCAGAAGUACCUGGCCACAGAAUGGAACGCCGUAAGCAAGCUAGUGAUGGGACUUGGGAUUACAGUAUGUAUUUUUAUUAUGCUAGCUAACUUGCUUGUGAUGGUGGCCAUCUACAUCAACCGCCGAUUUCAUUUUCCAAUCUAUUAUCUAAUGGCUAACCUUGCAGCCGCUGACUUCUUUGCGGGACUUGCCUAUUUCUACUUGAUGUUUAACACAGGACCCAAUACGAGAAGGCUAACGGUCAGCACAUGGCUGCUUCGCCAAGGCCUCAUCGAUACGAGCCUAACAGCCUCAGUUGCCAACUUGUUAGCUAUAGCCAUUGAGCGCCACAUAACCGUGUUUCGCAUGCAGCUCCAUACCCGAAUGAGCAAUCGACGAGUAGUUGUAGUUAUCGUCAUCAUCUGGACCAUGUCUAUCAUCAUGGGCGCCAUUCCUAGCGCGGGCUGGAACUGCAUCUGUGCUAUAGAUACUUGCUCCAACAUGGCUCCCCUAUACAGCAACUCCUACUUGGGCUUCUGGGCGAUCUUCAACUUGGUGACCUUUGUGGUGAUGGUUGUUCUAUAUGCCCACAUAUUUAUGUAUGUACGUCAGCGAACCAUGAGGAUGUCUCGGCACAGCUCGGGUCAACGGAGGAACCGGGACACUAUGAUGAGCUUGCUGAAAACGGUCGUGAUUGUAUUGGGUGCUUUCAUUGUGUGCUGGACGCCCGGUUUGGUGAUUCUCCUGCUGGAUGUGGUCUGCUCCAACUGCAAUGUCCUGACCUAUGAGAAAUUCUUCCUUCUUUUAGCAGAAUUCAACUCUGCCAUGAAUCCUAUCAUAUACUCCUACCGGGACAAGGAGAUGAGUGUCACAUUCAAACAGAUCCUGUGCUGUCAGCGCCAGGAGAAUGUGAACGGCACAGCAGAGGGUUCGGACCGGUCUGCGUCCUCCAUCAACCACACGGUCCUGGGCGGCGCGCACCAUAAUGACCAUUCAGUGGUGUGAGGUUCAACACGGGAUGGGAUCUACUGAGCAUAAGUGAGAAGAGACUGUGAAAAGGGCGUUUUUUUAUCAGCAAAAGACUUGUGGUUAUGAAGUUUUCUGUGCUUUUUCUGUCUUUAUAAAGUUUUGACAUGAUAUUGAACUAUUUAAAGGCUAAUGUGGAUUUAAAUAGCCAGUUUAACACAAAUUGUAUUUGUUCCCAAAAUACCUUAAGUAUGGAAAAGUUGGAUUAGUCUUUUGGCUAGAUGUAAUUUUUUGCCAGAUUGUUGUAAAUCGAGAAGUUUUUUUUGUGUGUGUUGUACAGUGGGUGUUGAAGUGAAGGACGUAGUGAAGUGUCCAGUGAAUCUGUCUGUCAGUUUGCACUAGAAAGAAAAGUGUGCAUGUAAGGGACCACUGGGAAAUCAUUUUGAUGAACUAUGUGAAGUACUUGAUUGUUUGCUUGUUGUUUUUGGUUUCUUUUUUUCUUUCUGGUGUUUUUUUUGUUUUUGUUUUUUGCACUGCACUGCACUGCAGGUUCAUCCCUAUGAUACCAAGCUGCCACCAAAUUGAACAGCUAAAAAAAGACAACACCAUUCAAAUGUUUUUUUUUUUUUUUUUUUUUUUUUUAUGCUCACCAAAAUCAGCAUUAAUUUUAAGCAAUAAUGUUAAUGAAAUUGGGAAAUUUGGUGAAACUGUGAUGCACCAUCACACAAAAAGUAAGGUUGAUAAAAGCAAAGAGAGAGAAAUAAAUCCGUUAUACUUUAUUCAGCAAAGAUGCUGACAUUUAUAAUGAAACAACAGAUUUCUGUUUUUUAAAAUAAAUCUUGUUCU